Molecule: messenger RNA, 1020 nt
Organism: Notodromas monacha
Lineage: Eukaryota; Metazoa; Arthropoda; Ostracoda; Podocopida; Cyprididae
Source: the annotation of a GenBank genome assembly
AUGGGGGAUAAGGCCACGGCCAAAAAAACCAUGAAGGAAGCUGGGGUGCCUUGUGUCCCAGGAUCCGAUGGCAUUAUUGAUACGUUUGAACAGGCCAUAGAAGUGGCCAAAGAAACGGGGUUUCCAGUGAUGCUAAAAGCCACAGCAGGUGGCGGAGGCAAAGGAAUGCGGGCCGUAUGGAAAGCCGAAGAUUUACAAAAAGCUUGGGAAUCGGCGGUGCAAGAAGCCACAGCCGCAUUUGGCAAUGGGGGCAUGUAUAUGGAAAAAUUAAUUCAAGAGCCCCGUCACAUUGAAAUUCAAAUAGCGGGAGAUCAAUACGGUAAAGCCUGUCAUUUGUCCGAGCGAGAUUGUUCGGUUCAACGACGCCAUCAAAAAUUGGCCGAAGAAACCCCAUCGCCGUUUAUGACCUAUGAAUUGCGAUUGGCCAUGGGCGAGGCCGCUGUAAAGGCAGCCGAAUACAUCGCUUAUGAAGGGGUGGGAACGGUUGAAUUCUUAGUGGAUAAGGACCGAAAUUUUUAUUUUAUGGAGAUGAACACCCGCAUUCAGGUGGAACAUCCCAUUACUGAGCAGGUGAUUGAUUAUGACCUGAUUAAGGAGCAGAUAUUAUUGGCAGCAGGGGAUAAGUUAUCGGGACAAAAUUAUUUCCCCAAACUGCAUUCCAUCGAAUGUAGAAUCAAUGCGGAAGAUCCAUACAACGAUUUUAGACCGUCUCCAGGUAAAAUCACCACGUUGAACAUUCCAGGGGGGCAUGGGGUGCGGGUGGAUACCCAUGUGUAUUCUGGAUAUGUGAUUCCCCCGUAUUACGAUUCAAUGAUUGCCAAACUUAUUGUUACCGCUCAAACCCGCACAGAGGCCAUUGCCAAAAUGCGUCGGGCAUUGGAUGAAUUCUAUAUAGAAGGCAUUAAAACCACAGUGCCAUUCCAUCGCCAAUUGAUGGAUCAUCCCGACUUUGUUGCAGGCAAUUAUACCACUAAAUUUAUGGAGGAUUUCCAAAUGGAUCCCUCGUAUCUGAAAGAUUAA